Molecule: messenger RNA, 1095 nt
Organism: Aspergillus steynii IBT 23096
Lineage: Eukaryota; Fungi; Ascomycota; Eurotiomycetes; Eurotiales; Aspergillaceae
Exons: 1
Coding region: 1-1095 (364 amino acids)
Source: RefSeq, a predicted model, not a curated record
AUGCCCCAAAGCGUCGUCUUCAACACAACACCUCCGUCCGCCAGCGGAAACUCCUCCAACUGCCCUCCCGCCGGGGAGUCGGGUCCAGCGCAACACAUGGGCAGGCUUUAUCAGCAGCGCACCACUGGUGGGCCCCUGCAGGACGGCCAAGCGCACAUGUGGAGUCCCGACGACGCUGGAUGGAGUAAUGGAUCUACAUGGCAAGCACAGCAGCCAGGCGCCGGGUUUGCAUCACCUCCAGCAUCCUUUGAUAACUUUCUAGCACCUGAAUGCCGUGGCUGGGAUACUGUCGGCCAGUUGAUCAUGCAAGAGUCGGGUAUCGGCUCUCUGUCAGACGCCUCUCUCUCGGAUAUGGGGUCAGUGGGCGACUCCUUGCAAAUCGACCCGAUCGUGCUCCUGGGGAGUCCAGGGGCUCUGAAUGAGACCGACGGAGAGGGCCCCAGCGGACCCGGAGACAAAGGGUUCCUGGAUGCGUUGAAACUCUACAGCGGAUUGCGUAACAACUGCCAGUCCACGACGCUCGAUAUUCUCACCGAGGCCGGCCGGCACAAAGUGCGAGUGAUAUGCAAUCUCUUUGACGAGCUGAGUCAGGCGGCGUUUGCACUCCAAGACGAUACUUUGCAUGCAUCGCCGACGGUGCGCUCCGACAUGUCCGAGGCCAAGAUCAUCACGGUCGCACUCGGCGAGGCAAUCCAGGUCUGCAUCGAUAUCAUUCAGCACAAUUUCCAAAUACACCAAUCCACUGCUCCAGCUCCAGAGCCUACAGGAAAUUGCGGCUCGUGCAGUCUCUCGGAGCAGCAGCAGCUUCGCCCUGCCAGGCCGGACUCACGGAAUGACCAAGUAGCUGGAGCAUGCAUCUGCCUCGCCGGCGUCGACGAGAAACAAUUGCGCGUUCAACAGAACGGCCUCGAGCUCCUUAUCUGUUUGGAUUUUUCCCUGACUCGUUUCCGCCAUGUCAUGUCCAAGGUCGAGUUCCUGGUUGCUGGUCCCCCACAGGGGAAUUGCGAUUGCUGCAUCAGUUCGGUCCCAAAAGUGGACACUGCACGCUCGCAGGUCUCUGCACUACUGAAGAAGUUUCGCAACUUUCAAGACUGA